AUGAGGAAGAAGAGGGACUUUGCUCACCCAGUGCGCAGACCUUGUGAUGCUGCGGAAGUACCUUUGCUUAUCACAGCAACCAGACACUGACCAGCAUGGAUUGGAAGAAUGACCUGAGACGAACCCAAUCUAUGAGGAGCAUCCCCUCCUCCAGUGAUAAACCCACCAGGACUGACACAGGACUGCGGGACAAGCUGGCGUCUGUGUCUGAGCUGGUGGCCAGGUAUCAAACCUCAGUGAGGGCAAGUUCAGGAAUCAAAGCAACUUCAAGACACAGCACCCCAGGAGCGACAAAGCCGAAAGGGAUACCAUCUCCACAACUAAGCAGAGAAACCAGCUUGGAGUUUCUGCUGAGGAGAAACGAGGAGAGAAAACCAAGUGGAGCCCAGCCCAGUUUGACCCGCAGUAAAUCCGUGGGAAGCCUUCAAAACAGCAGCGGCUCCAUUGAGGCCCUGAAGGCUGUGUUUGAACCCAAGGGAGCUGCAAAAACCAGAGCAAGGAGCAGUUUCCCUCCUGCAAGCGCCACGCCAAAUGGCAUGGCGGAGACGCCAGUGAUGAAUGGAGAGGCCGAGGACAUGGUGAGCCCUACAGAGGGGAAGAAACUACUCACUGAAAACCACCUCAAAUAUGAUGCAAAAGAACAUCAUGAGACCGAGAAGGUGGGGAGUCAGACCCAGGCAGAGAAGAGGAGGACCAUAGGGGGGAUUGAUUUUGAAAAAAUGGCAGUUUCUCAAGCUGAGGAAAAGAGGAAACUAUUUGCAGAGCAGAGAGAUAACACCGUUAUCCAUACCAAGGACAUCGUGUCAGUCUCAGUCAGAGCCAUUUCUGCACUUUAUAUGUCUAAAGUGGCAACUCAGGACUCGGCACGCAAACUUUCCAAACUGGAACAGCAGCAGACAUUUUCCUCUGAAAAAAGAGCCAAACUAACCAAGAUGGAAGAAGACUCCCAAAAAAGCCAAGAUGACUACCACCAAGCAGAGGCGGAGGACCUUACUGAAGCAUCCUCUGAGCAUUUACAGCACUCCCAACUUUCCAGGGAAAUGUUGUACAAACAACGGCAGAAAUGUGAGCUGAGAAGGCUCCUGAAGCACACUCACCCAGAGCUGAAGAUGCUUGAUAAUAUUGUGGAUGAGGAGUUUGCUGAGGUUUUGAGCUCAGAGAAGGUGGCAGCUGGUGAAACUGGAUAUGAGGGAGAGGUCCUUUCAAGACGCCUGAUAUUUGAGAACCGUGCACUCAGUGACAAAGCAUUUCCUUCCACCCCCAAGAUCCAGAUGGCUCAGGGAGGGGUGGAAAGAUGUGAUUUUAACAAAGCAAUGGCCGUUUUAAAGGAACCAAAGGAGCUACAAAUUGAGAGAGUAGAAGAGGCCCUGGAAGACGAUAAAUCAUCUAAUGCAAAUCUAAGCCGAAAAACAGACAGUGAGGAAGAGCUGAAAAGGAAAGAUGUUCAAGCCUCUAGAAGGAUAUUUGAGAAUCAGUCCAAAAGUAUAUCUAGGUCAAACCAAGAUCGGCCUCAGGGGAAAGUUUCUAUGUUUAGAGACGAGGGAAGUAUACUUGAGAAGCAAAACAAGCAGUCUGAACGCAAAGAGAGGGAACACAGCAGUGACAAAAGUAGCAGCAAAAACAUAGAAGUACAGCUUCAGGUGUCGAGUAAUGAUGCAGUCUCUCAAAGAACAGGCCUCUCUAGUAGUGAAGUGGUGUGUAGUGGUGCAACACUCAGUGAGCAAGAGAGUAUUUCUGAUCCUGGAAACCACGGGAAGAUGAUAAAAACAAGUGCUGUUCUUUUUUCAAACAACCCAUUCAUCUCAGGAAACAUUGAAAAGGAGAAAUCCUUUGAGCGAGAACCAGAAAGUCUGAAUCACGAGAGCGUAGCAGCAGACGACAGGCUGAUCGUCAAUGUCAAGAACAGAACCAAUCUGUUUGAAUCAAUGCCGUUUGACAAGAUCAGACACCAAAACAAGGAGGAUGCUGAGACUCUGGUGGAGAACAUUAAAGAAACUCUGAGUUUCCUUUACCAUAUAAAAGCCAUACACUCAUCUGGCGCCAUUAUUGAGGUGAACGAAACAAUGAAGGCCAAAAGAGCUAAAUUCCUAUUAUUAGAUAGUGGACCUCAGAUCAACUACAAUGACGUGACGGAAGGUGGUGCCCAAAACCUCAUCCUUCAACUGCUACCACGAACUAACCUGAAGCCUCAGAUUACUUACCUAAAGGAGGAUAGCGAGGGAUGCAUGCAGACCAUGGCGGUGGAUGUUCCUCACCAUCAGCAUCAGUUCUGUGCUAACAAAGACACAGAGUUCAAAACUGCCAACGUGGUUCAGCUUGUUGAGGACAUCCUCAAUCAAGACAACUCUCUGAGGAAAGGAUUAAUCAUUCAGGAAAAUGUAAGCAACUUUACAGAAGUUAUUCUUUACUCCCUCUACAAAUACUUUGACGAGCAAGAUGUGAAGAGUUACAGCCCUCCACAAGCGGUAGGGUCAGACAAAGAGAGCAUGGAAACCAUUGAUGCCCCCCAAGAAACAUUUAGAGAUGCUGAGUUAGACAGGUAUGGAGUAAAGGGGAAUGUAAAACUGUUCAAGGAUUGCAUCGAAAAGGGUGACUUUGAGUAUUUGAAAACUCUUCAGGCUGAGUCUGCUGGUCAGCAAGAAGAAUGUUCUGAAAACCAGAAGCUAGCAGGAGAUGAUAGAGAUCAGACUGGACCAGGAGGAGAACAGGCUGUUGAAAGUAACACAGAAUGGGUCCCAGUGGAUAUUAAGAGACUAAAAAGCAUUUUUUCUAAAGACAAAACCAAUAUUCAGGACACUAAUUUUCAAUCUUCCUAUGUUUCUAAUUUAUCAUUUGCAAAAAUUCAAUCUUGUACAGAAUCCAACACUGAAGACGAUGGAAACCUUGCACAAGAGGAACCAUGUCACUCAGUUGUGCCACAGUUUAUAGAGCAGGUUGAUGACAAUGUCCAUCCAGCUAAAGAGGUAGAGACCACUUACCAGGUUUCCACUCUCCAGGCUGCCAUGUAUGACCUCCAACAGGCCACACAUGAAGCCAAAUUGUUAUAUCAAUCUCUGCAAGAAACACAAAAAAUCCCAUUUAUCUCCAAUAAAGCAGAUGUGGAGCCUUUAGGCAGAGAAGCUAAUUUACCUCGAGAUGUAGGGCAAAAAGUGGAGUCGUGUACUGAAGCAGGCUCCCCUGAAUGCUUACCAGCAUCAAACAUUAUCACAGGACAAGAUGAAAUGACAGAGACAGGACACGAAGACAAAAAGUUGGAAAAUGUGCAAAUCUGUGAGGCUAGAAAUGAAAAGGAUCACGACAACGAUGUGAUCCUAAAACAAGAUUUUCAAGCUGGCAUGGCCUUAGCAAGCAGUUCACGGGUGUCACCUGCACUGGACGAGGAACAGGAAGGUGGUCUUCAGGGAAAAAUGCAAGCAGCGUUGGAAUCCUUGGAAAGGUCCAACAUUAAUGUCACGAGAGGAGAUUUUAGGGCAGCCAUGAUUUACAGAAGCUCUUACAAACCUAGUCAAGGAAAACCGCAAAAACUGUCCAAUCAAAAGCCAGAAAAUGAAAAAGUAAGUAAUGUGACUGAUUCUAAAUUAGCUCAACCACCACUAAGUCAAGAAGGGUUAGUAGACAACUCCCCACAUGGCACUGAAUACAAAAUUAAAGGACAAACAAAUGCUGCCUCAAGAAAAUCUGAAAGAUCCACUGGUCCAAAACCAACCAUCCCGCCCAAACCUGAACACUUUAAGGUCAAGCAGGAUCAGUCAAUUGCCUUAAAGAAGCCUGAAGAAACCCAAACUAAAAAUGUAAGAAGCAAAGAACCAAUGUUUCAAUCUCCUCAACCACCAGAGAUGUUAGUUUUAGAUCAAAAUAAACAAUGUAAACCAAAUGAAAGAUCAACGGAACAUCAAAGCCAUGAGGAUAAUAAUAAAUCUGUGGAGAUGUUACUACAAACCAAAGGAGAUCAUGUUCAAAGUUCAGCUAUCACUUUAGAAAGCAACCAAACAGAUAAUUCUAGUACAACUGGACAACCAGAGGUGAGUGCAGCAGUGGAAAGGCAUGGUUCCAAGAAUGCAACAGGAAGAGAUAACAGGAAUAAAACUGAUAAAAACCAGGCAGAUUUAAAGGAGUCAAUUCAAGAUUUAGGUGAGAAAAAGGACCUUUCCAUGAGGACUGCUCCACCAAAACCCAUAAGACUCAAAAUAUUACAGAAUGAGGAUAAAACAAGAAAACACAAAGUUAGCAAUGCAGAUGACAACUCAAAGCCAGUGCAAAGUUAUGUGGACCCACCCUCUGACACUUGUAGACUGACAGAAAUAAGGAAAGACAAGCAGGAGAAGGAGAUGAAGCAAGAAGACAACAUUGAAACUAGAGAAAAGACAGAAGAAAUCCAAAUGGAGGAGGACUGCCAUGAAAGGCUCUCCAUCCACAUGGAUAAGAUCGUCAGAGAGAACAUAACAGCUGCCAUGGAAAUUUGUGACAACUUGCAAAAGCAAGAGCAGCUGCAGAGCAUCCUCAGCCGGGUUGAAGAAAUAGAAAAGGACACAAGCGAGGUCGAUGUCAAGAUCCUGAGGAGAGCAUUCGAGAAUGUCCCUGACUGGGCUGUGAGGUCUGACAAAAGAACAGAAAAAAACAGAGACACCGAGAACAAAGGCAAAAAGUCGCCCAUACCGCAGGAGAAAACUGACAGCACUUCCCCAAUGGCACAUGUUUAUGGCGAUCUUGAGCGAGCUAGUGCAGAAAUCAUUCAUCUAAAAGAGCAGACGAUUGCAAGACUUUUGGACAUAGAAGACGCCAUCAGGAAGGCACUUUACUCAGUGUCCACCCUAAAAUCUGACUCAGACAUUGCAAGUUUGUCGUAUCUUUUAAAGGAAUCUUUUGGGCAAAAAGCAUCUCCUGCUGGUAAUAUCACUCAAAUUACCAUUCACCCAGGCAGCAUGGAGCCACAGGGAGCACAAGAAAGUUGCAUCACCAGAGAAAUCCCAGCUGCCACAGAAACCGCCUCUGCAUCCCAACAACCAAGUCUUCCAUCUACACCUUCACACAUCGCUAUUCAGUCAGAAGCUACAAAGUCGGAGCCACAGAAAACCAGAAUGUGCCCCACCUGUCAGCAGAAUGCAAAAGAGGAGAAAUUUCAAACAACAAAGACGCUAAUGUGCAACAGCCCCACACAGGGCAAAAGAAUGAACAGCAUUCAAAGUGGGCAAAAACCUGAAAUGCUAAUCUCUGAUCGAGAGGUCAGUGUGCUGGAAGUGCAAACUGAUAGUGACGGGAAUGGCAUCACUGGAAGACCAAAAGAAAAUCAGGAAAAAAUGGAUGGCUCAGGAAACCGCUGUUACUCCUCCAAAAUUGUCAUGGCUACUGAGCCAGAAACCAUAAAAGCCACAAGUAAGGCAGUUUUCAGUCCAUCCAAGCAAGAAGUUUCCACCUAUCCUGAAUUUCAGCUGCCAGUCAGCCAGAUCACUACCUUUAAACCCAAGUAACAACUUCUAUCUGCAGUGUUUUGCAUAUUUAUACAGUACUCAAGUGUUUAAUAAACUGGUGUUUUAUUCAUGUAUUAUUAUUCAUGUUAUGUAACAUCUCCCAGAUUUAUUGGCAGAAUCUUACUUAAUUGUAUUCUUUAAAUAUGACUUAAAUCUAUUUAUUUUAAAAAUGAUUUUAUUGUUUC
Oryzias latipes (Japanese medaka) is the source of this 5653-nucleotide messenger RNA. RefSeq names its product xin actin-binding repeat-containing protein 1. Gene Ontology annotation, biological process: actin filament organization; actin cytoskeleton organization. NCBI's taxonomy places the organism in Eukaryota, Metazoa, Chordata, Actinopteri, Beloniformes, Adrianichthyidae. Gene Ontology annotation, cellular component: stress fiber; focal adhesion. Gene Ontology annotation, molecular function: actin filament binding. The record is from RefSeq and is a predicted model, not a curated record.